Messenger RNA from Prunus armeniaca (apricot), 1074 nucleotides. The record is from the annotation of a GenBank genome assembly. NCBI's taxonomy places the organism in Eukaryota, Viridiplantae, Streptophyta, Magnoliopsida, Rosales, Rosaceae.
AUGGCAGGAGGAGAAGUGAAGGAAGUGAGGAACCAGCAAGUGCUUGCUAGAGAUUACAUAAGUGCGAUUCCGGAGGAGUCAGACAUGUACUUGAACACAAACAGCACCAUAAAACUGAGAGUGCCAGAUGACGAUGAUUGCCAAGAGGCCAUGCUGCUCAAGAACCUCUACUUGUCCUGCGAUCCCUACAUGCGAGGCGUUAAGCACAGUGAUGAUGCAGCCUCCUCCACUCUCGAAGAUCGCAUUGUUUUCUUUGCCACUGACAAACCAAUAGUUGGAUAUGGAGUGUCUAAAGUCGUAGAUUCUAAGCAUCCAGAGUUCAAGGCAGGCGAUUUAGUUUGGGGCAUAACAAAAUGGGAGGAGUAUACUCUCAUAAAAAACACCCAAAGUUUCUUCAAAAUAAACCACACUGAUGUUCCCCUUUCCUACUACACUGGAAUUCUAGGUAUGCCUGGUAUGACUGCUUAUGCUGGUUUCUAUGAGGUUUGUAAUCCUAAGAAGGGAGAAUAUGUGUACGUCUCAUCCGCAUUUGGGGCUGUUGGUCAGCUGGUUGGCCAAUUUGCCAAACUCAUGGGUUGCUAUGUUGUUGGAAGUGCUGGGAGUCAAGAAAAGGUUGAUAUAUUGAAAAACAAGUUUGGGUUUGAUGAGGCUUUCAAUUAUAAGGAAGAGGCAGACCUGACCGCUGCUUUGAAACGGUAUUUCCCACAAGGCAUCGACAUUUACUUUGAGAACGUUGGGGGCAAAAUGCUUGAUGCAGUGCUCCUCAAUAUGAGGCUUCACGGCCGCAUAGCUGUGUGUGGGAUGAUCUCGCAGUACAAUUUUGAGCAGCACCAAGGAGUCACCAACUUAAUGCAUCUCGUUUAUAAGCGUGUUCGCAUGGAAGGAUUCUUUGUGCCUGAUUUCUAUCACCUCUAUCCCAAGUUCUUGGAUCUUGUGGUGCCCUUCAUCAAACAAGGCAACAUCACUUAUGUGGAAGACAUUGUUGAAGGCCUUGAGAAUGGUCCUGCUUCGCUCGUCCGCCUUUUCUCUGGCCGCAAUGCUGGAAAAGCAGUCGUUGUUGUUGCUCGUGAAUAA